Messenger RNA from Paramecium primaurelia, 1188 nucleotides. Lineage: Eukaryota; Ciliophora; Oligohymenophorea; Peniculida; Parameciidae. The record is from the annotation of a GenBank genome assembly.
AUGGAUUAAGCCAAUAAGUUGUAAUAUUAACAAUAGGUUGAAAAGUACCUUGAAAGAAACAAAGUUUAUCAUAUCUUUGAAGAUUUACUAAAAGCAUUGAUCAUUAAAAAACCUGAAGAUCCAAUUCAAUUUCUAAUCAAUAAAUUAUAAGAACCUGAAAGUAUAUAUGAUACCUGAAAUCAAGCCAAAAAAAUAUUUGUAGUUGGUCCUCCUGGAUCAAAAUUGAGAGAAUUAUCACUUACAUUAGCAGAUUAUUUGAAUUUUCAUAUUGUCUCUAUUGGAGAUUUGAUUGAAAAGGAGCUAAGUAAAAAGUCUGAAUUGGUAUGCAUCUCUUAAUAUAUCUAUAUUAGAGUUAAUAAAUCUAAGAAUCUUUAGACAAAUUCUAAUAUGUGAGUGAUGAUAUUGUAAUUAAUAUAGCACUUAAUUAAAUCAAUCAUUUAGAAAAUGAAAAGAAAAGUUAUAUUUUUGAAGGAUUCCCAAAAACAAGAGUUUAAGGAUUAGCACUUUAAAAAGAAGGUAUAAUACCUGAUGCAUUUCUUAUUUUGGAAAUGUCAUAAGAAAAGAUUUAUCAAUGUUGUAUUAAGAAAUUAGAUACAGAACCUUUUAAUAAACUAAACAAUAAAGAAGAUUUAGUAAAAUCUCAUUCUUUAGAAUACUAAUUGAAUUUGAAAUAAGUCAAAGAAAUUUAUAAGAAUUAAUAUUUUUCAGUAGAUGGAGAAAAGAACUAUGAAUUAGAAGAUAUGGCAGUAUUAAAAUUAAAGUAUUUAGUAAUUAUUAAAAUAUAAACUCUAUGAUAAUGCCCCUAAAAGAGCUCNGAUAUUUAUUUAUUUAUGGAUUUCAAUAAUAUUUAUGGAUUCACAAUAAAUUGAUUGUCCACUCUCAGAAUUGAUGACAAAUGAUGAAAUAAGAGAAUGGGCUUUUUCUUUGGAUCCUUAACCUGAAAAGAAAAGCAAAUUAAAUUCAUCUAUUCCUUAAAUAAGCAGUUCUGCUACUAUCAAUAGGGCUUGUUAAAAAUAAAAAGAAUAAAAGAUUAAAUAAAUCCCUAAAAUUAUUUAACCAUAACCAAUUCAAAUAGAAAAUCAAAAAUAAAAAAAAGAAAUUAUUCAUCGUUUAAAACUUCAAAAUAGAUUAAUGAAAGAUAUGAUUUAACAACAAAAAGACUUGUUAGAAUAAAUGAAGAAGUCUUGA